AUGGACACUUCCAUAGGUUCUGAAAAUUCAUUUGGAGGUAAGGUUAUUGUUUUUGGUGGUGAUUUUCGACAAAUUCUUCCUGUUGUCCCCAAUGGUGGAAGACAAGAGAUAGUGAAUGCCUCGCUUUGUUCGUUAUAUUUAUGGAGUAAAUGCAAGUUGCUAAGGCUAACAAAAAACAUGAGAUUAACCAUUGGACGCUCUACAUCUGAGAUUGAAGAUAUCAACAAUUUUGCCAAGUGGCUUUUGGAUUUGGGUGAGGGAAAUGUUGGUUGUCCUAAUGACGGGGAAGCAUCAAUUGAAAUACCACCGGAUCUUCUAAUUAACGACACCUCUGAUCCGAUUUCAUCUUUAAUUGAUUUCGUUUACCCUUCAAUUUUAGAUAACUACAACAAUCAUAACUACUUUAGCGAGAGGGUUAUACUUGCGCCUAAGAACGAGGUUGUGCAUGAGAUAAAUGACAGGUUGUUAGCGUUAUUCCCAGGCGAAGAAAGAGAGUAUCUAAGCUCCGAUAGUCUUUGUCAGACUGAGAAUCCUAAUUCAACACAGCAGAAACUAUACUCACCAGAUGUGUUAAAUGGUCUUAAAGUAUCAGGUUUGCCUAAUCACAGGUUAGUACUCAAAGUUGGUGUGCCAGUAAUGCUAUUACGUAACAUUGACCAACAAAAUGGUUUAUGCAACGGUACGAGGUUACAGAUAAAAAGAUUAUACAACCGUGUCAUAGAAGCAGAAAUCAUAUCUGGAGGAAAUAUCGGCACUCGCACCUACAUACCGAGACUUAAUUUGAUACCUUCAGACAAAAAGAUUCCUUUUGCGUUUCAAAGGAGGCAAUUUCCGAUAGCUGUGUGUUUUGCGAUGACUAUCAACAAAAGUCAAGGUCAGUCGCUAUCAAGGGUUGGUCUGUACUUGAGACAACCUGUUUUUACGCAUGGUCAGUUGUAUGUGGCUUUAUCAAGGGUAAAAUCCAGAGACGGAGUCAAAUUGCUUAUAUUAGACAAGGACGGCAAAACCUACCGAUAA
Helianthus annuus (common sunflower) is the source of this 1017-nucleotide messenger RNA. Its product is annotated as ATP-dependent DNA helicase pif1-like. Bases 1 to 1017 code for a protein of 338 amino acids. The transcript has a single exon. NCBI's taxonomy places the organism in Eukaryota, Viridiplantae, Streptophyta, Magnoliopsida, Asterales, Asteraceae. Gene Ontology annotation, biological process: DNA repair; telomere maintenance. Gene Ontology annotation, molecular function: DNA helicase activity. The record is from RefSeq and is a predicted model, not a curated record.